Messenger RNA from Symbiodinium pilosum, 5172 nucleotides. Lineage: Eukaryota; Dinophyceae; Suessiales; Symbiodiniaceae. The record is from the annotation of a GenBank genome assembly.
AUGAUCGGCACUGGCGUAUUUACCAGUCUGGGGUUUCAGCUGCUGGAUAUUCAGUCUGCACCGGUGAUCCUGUUGCUGUGGGUGGUUGGCGGCGUUCUCGCACUGUGUGGAGCGCUGUGUUACGCAGAAUUGGGUGCUGCUCUGCCGCGCUCCGGAGGAGAAUACAAUUUUCUCAGCCAGAUUUAUCAUCCUGCUGCGGGUUUCAUAUCCGGCUGGAUAUCUUCCACCAUCGGUUUUGCCGCCCCAACAGCGCUGGCUGCGAUUACCGGCGCGACCUAUCUGAAUGCGGUCGUACCUGCAGUGCCGGUUGUGGGUGCCGCUGCAAUCCUGGUUGUUCUGGUGGGAUUGGUGCACCUGGGUAGCCGACGCGGCAGCGCACGUUUUCAGCUGUUGUUCACUGCGUUGAAAGUAAUCCUGAUUGUCUUAUUCAUUAUUGCCGCCUGGUGGCAGGUUGAUCGGUUGCAGACGAUUCGCUGGUCACCGGUAACAGAAGAUUUGACCUUGAUCACCAGUGGUGGUUUUGCGAUUGCACUCAUUUACGUGAACUAUGCUUAUACCGGCUGGAAUGCGGCGACGUACCUUGUUGGUGAAGUCAGCGGUGGCGGUCGUCAUCUACCCCGAAUUCUGCUGGUAGGCACCGGGCUGGUCAUGGCGCUUUAUCUCCUUUUGCACAUCAUGUUUUUAUCGGUCGCGCCGAUGUCAGCGAUGAGCGGACAGAUUGAAAUCGGAUAUAUCGUUGCUGGGUUUGCUUUUGGGGAAGCCGGCUCCACGCUUGUUGGCUUGAUGUUAGCUACUUUGCUCGUCUCCACGGUGAGUGCCAUGGUGAUUGCUGGACCCCGUGCGCUGCAGGUCAUUGGGCAGGAUUUUCAUGCCCUGCGUUUUCUGGCCUAUGAAAACAGGUUUGGCGUGCCGGCGGUGGCUAUCGCUUUUCAAACAACCAUAACGCUGGUCCUAGUGCUGACAUCAACCUUCGAUAAAAUCCUCGUAUUUGCCAGUUUCACGCUUGCCCUUAAUACACUUUUAACGGUGAUUGGCGUCGCGGUACUUCGCCACAAGGAGAAAUCGGCGCCGGAUCUGUUCCGGGUGCCCUGGUAUCCGUGGCCGAUGCUGAUAUACGUGGGUAUCACCUUCUGGACCCUGGUUUUUGUUGUCUGGGAAAGACCUAUUGAAGCCCUGGCGUUGCCGCGCCUGGCAGCGGACAAUAGUGUGCGCUGUGUUGUUCUGACGGGUGCCGGUCCAGCGGCUGGCGCAGGAUUUGCCUUGGCCUUGGCGUGUGAUCUGCGGAUAGCUUUGGAUACUGCCAAAUUAACCACCGCGUUUUCGAAAGUGGGUCUCUCCGGUGACUAUGGUGGCUCGUUUUUCCUACCCUAUCUUGUAGGUCAAGCCAAAGCCCGCGAACUGUAUUUCACCGCGGCAGUUGUUUCUGGCAAAGAAGCGCUGGAUAUGGGCCUGGUGAAUCGUAUCGCGACGGUUGAUGAAUAUGAAAAUGCGGUUGCGGAAUUUGCCGCUUCGCUGGCGAGCUUGCCGACUGUUGCGGUGGGGUAUAUGAAAAAGAAUCUUAAUGCGGCUUACGGCGGUUCACUCAGUGACACCUUUGAUCGAGAAGCGCUACACAUGGUGCGCUGCUUCAUGACAGAAGACCACAAAGGCGCUGCUGUCGCCUUUGUAGAGAAACGCGCGUGGGGUUCGCGCUUUGGAUUUAUGAUGGCCUCAGUGGGAUUUGCUGUUGGCCUUGGAAAUAUCUGGCGCUUUCCCUACAUCACUGGAGAAAACGGCGGUUCCGCUUUUGUCCUGGUGUACCUGUUAUGCGCCUUCGGCAUUGGCGUUCCGAUCUUAAUGGCCGAGCUGAUGCUGGGGCGUCGGGGUGGUUUAACGCCGCCGGCGUCUGUGGCUGCGGUUGCUGCGGUUGAUGGUCGUUCACCCUGGUGGUCGGCCAUUGGUUACCUGAAUCUUCUGACUGCUUUUUCUAUUCUGGUUGCAUACGGGGUGGUUGCCGGCUGGGUGCUGUAUUACCUCUACGGGUCGGUUAGUGGCGCACUGCUUGGUUUUGAUGCCGAUGCAUCCACGGCCCAUUUUGCGGCGCUGCUUGCGCGGCCCCACGUGCUUGUUUUCUGGUCACUGAUGACGCUGAUGGUAGCCGGGUUUAUUAUUUACAAAGGCGUCCAAAAGGGUAUCGAACGGGCGGCAAAGGUACUGAUGCCGCUGCUGUUUUUUCUUCUUGUGGUACUGUUUUUGUUCAACAUUUUUGCUGGUGGCAUGCCGGAAACCGUCAACUAUCUGCUGGCGCCUGAUUUUUCCAAAAUCAAUUCUGCCAUGCUCCUUGCUGCUGUGGGCCAGGCGUUCUUCAGCAUUGGUGUGGCUAUGGCGGGAAUGAUGAUGUUUGGCGCGUAUCUGCCGAAACACGUGUCCAUCGCUCAGAGUGCCAUUUUGAUUGUAAUUGCCGAUACCGGAGUGGCGUUGCUGGCGGGUUUUGUCAUCUUUCCCAUGGUUUUUCACAAUGGCCUGGACCCCGCAGGUGGUACGGGCCUGAUUUUCCAGACUCUCCCAGCGGCAUUUGCGCAAAUGCCUGCGGGGCAGUGGGUGAGCGUAAUAUUUUUUCUUUUACUGUCCGUCGCAGCCAUCACCUCAGUGGUUGGUUUGUGUGAACCUUUGUGUGCAUGGUUGGCAGAACGUUUCAGGUGGUCGCGUCAUAAAGCAGCCACUGUAUUAACGCUGGUCGCGGUCAGCUGUGGCGUGGUCAGCGCGCUGAGCUACAACAUUUUGUCCAGUGUGAGUCUGCUGGGUAUGUCGUUGGGUGGCUUUAUCGACUAUUUCCCAAAUCAGAUCAUGCUGCCACUGGGCGGUCUGCUUAUUGCUUUUUUUGUGGGUUGGUUUGUUAACGCUGGAACAGCUGAAGAGGAGCUUGGCAUGGCGCGGCUGUCGACACCUGUUUCAGGGUAUGUGGGUAUCGUCGGUUUGACGGGCGACCAAGUUGACGUUUUAACAGAAUUGCGCCAUUCACACAGCCAGGCUCCCCUGAGUACUUGUUUACAUAGUCUGCAGCUGGAAGUGACCAAGCGGGCAGAUAUCGCAGAAUUACCCGUACACGCUCAGCCUAGAGGGAUAUCUCCAGCGGAUUUGCCCCACGCAGCUUUGUCCCUGGAGGCGGCCCUUGAUAAUGGUUUCUUUACCGUGGGCAAAGGUAUGGCGACCAGUGAAGAAUGCACUGCUGCUAACCAGUUGCGGGUGCACCAUUACAUGGGCCGUGUAUCGGAUGCUAUGCCCCAUUUAUGGGGGCGAUUUGAUCAGGCUGAUGAACUUGACAGUAACGCCGCUGCGCCCGUAGAGGAGGGCGGUGCGGUGUUGGAAUACAGAAUGCACUACCACCGACCACUGCUGUGCGGCGAUACGUUUGAAAUUGUUUCCGGUGUGCGUGACGUCAGCGCCAAGGUUCAGCAGUUUGCGCAUUUAAUGUAUCACGCUGGGGACGGUCGCAUAGCCGUGUCAGCUCAAGCGGCGGCAGUGCGAAUGGAUCUGCAGCAAAGGCGCGCCAUCGCUCUACCUGAACGUCGUCUGGCUAAUUUUACCGCGCUAUCACCGAUAUCUUUUCUACGUCGGGCUGCAGCGAUCUAUCCAGAGAAAACUGCGGUAAUUUAUGGGGAGCGUCGACUAAGCUGGCUCGACGUCUGGCAGCGUAGCGUCUGUGUAGCCCGAGCACUGCACGAGCGUGGCGUUCAACAGGGUGACACCGUCGCGAUAUUGAGUGCAAAUCUACCUGAAAUGUUUGAAGCGCAUUUUGCAGUGCCGAUGGCAGGUGCUGUCCUGAAUGCAAUUAACAUGCGCCUGGACGCGAACACUGUGGGUUUUAUUCUCUCUCAUGGUGAAGCGAAAGUUUUCCUUAUCGACAAAGAAUUUGGCCUGGUGGCAGAGCAGGCGCUGUUAGACGCAGAAGUGACGCCACAACUUGUUCAUAUAGCAGACAGCACCUGCGAUGAAGGUAAGCUGUUGGGAGAGGAUAGCUACGAGACGCUGGUCGAAGAAGGCGUACUGCUGCUUGGUGGGAAUGCAGAGGUGCCCGUGGAUGCAGCUGAGUUCCUGCCCGACGAUGAGUGGCAGGCUAUUGCUUUAAACUACACCUCGGGUACAACCGGGAAUCCCAAAGGGGUUGUUUAUCAUCACCGCGGUGCCUAUCUCAAUGCUGUAUCGAACGCGCUGACAUGGCACAUGGGAGAGCAUCCGGUGUACCUCUGGACGUUGCCUAUGUUCCACUGUAAUGGCUGGUGUUUCCCCUGGACGCUUGCCGUCAACGCGGGCACCAGUGUGUGUAUCCGACAGGUGCGUGAGGAACUGGUCUACAGGAGUAUCGCCACGCACAAGGUGACUCAUUUCUGCGGCGCCCCGGUGGUUUUGAACACGCUGCUGAAUGCUGAAAAAAGCUUGCAACAAAUGAUUCAACACGAGGUCAAAGUGAUGACCGCUGGUGCCGCUCCGCCAGCUGCAAUCAUUGAAGGAAUGCAGAAUAUGGGCAUUGAUGUCACCCACGUGUACGGCUUAACUGAAACAUACGGACCGGUCACCCUUUGCGCCUGGCGUGACGAUCUGUGGGGUGGUCUGGAGCCGGCAGAAAAAGCUGUGCUGAAAGCACGUCAGGGCGUUGGCGGACAGAUGCUGGAAGGGCUGAUGGUUGCUGAUCCUGAGACGCUGGUGCCAGUGCCUAAAGACGGUCAGUCAAUCGGUGAAAUCAUGAUGCGCGGAAACAAUGUCAUGAAAGGGUAUCUGAAAAAUCCAAGCGCCACUGAGGAGUCUUUCAGGGGUGGCUGGUUUCAUUCUGGCGAUCUCGCGGUGUGGCACGAGGAUGGUUACAUUCAGAUUAAAGACCGGUCCAAAGACAUUAUUAUUUCGGGUGGUGAAAAUAUUUCCAGUAUCGAAAUUGAAGAUCUGUUGUUCAAACAUCCACAGAUAAUGGAAGCUGCAGUGGUUGCCAAGAGUGAUGAAAAAUGGGGAGAGACACCCUGUGCCUUUGUUACCCUGCGUGCUGGGGAGACGCUGAGCGAUAGCGACGUUAUCGAAUAUUGUCGUUCUCAUCUGGCGCGUUUUAAGGUGCCUAAAAACGUUGUGUUCACCGAUUUGCCCAAGACCUCAACGGGCAAAGUGCAGAAAUUUUCCCUGCGUGAACUGGCGGAGCAACUUUAA